Peronospora farinosa is the source of this 243-nucleotide messenger RNA. The record is from the annotation of a GenBank genome assembly. Lineage: Eukaryota; Oomycota; Peronosporomycetes; Peronosporales; Peronosporaceae.
AUGUCUACGAAAAGGGCUGAAGUCAUCCUUGGGAGCGACAACCACUUCCACUGGGAGUUUGUCAUGCGAAUGACGCUGGCGAGAAAGGGACUGCUAGCACACAUCCAGAUGGUCAAGCCCGAAGCUGAGAUGACUGAAGCGUGGGUGAUAAACGACAUGAAGGCACUGAAAUUGAUUGCUCAAGGCAUUGCGGGGGAGCAUCACACCAAGAUUCUGUCGGCAACGACGGCUAUCCAGGCAUAA